GCAACGUCCUCUGAUGGGUGUGUCGGGCAGGAGGUGAUAUUUGAAGGGCUGCGGGCACGGGCUGUGGAGCCAGGGCGCCAGGCAGUGGGUGAGAGCAUGGCCUCCUUCGACCCACCUCCCACCAGCUACGCCCAGCCCGAAGUGCCCUCGGGGGUCGCGCUGUUCCUCACCAUCCCCUACGCCUUCUUCUUGCCCGAGCUGAUAUUUGGGUUCUGGGUCUGGAUCCUGGUGGCUGCCACCCAGGUAGCAGACCCACUGCUACAAGGAUGGGUGAUGUACGUCUCGCUCACCUCAUUCCUCAUCUCCCUGAUGUUCCUCUUGUCUUAUGUGUUCGGAUUUUACAAAAGAUUCGAGUCCUGGAAAAUCCUGGACAGCCUGUACCAUGGGACCACUGGCAUCCUGUACAUGAGUGCUGCCGUCUUACAAGUACAUGCCACGAUCAUGUCUGAGACCAAGGACCUGAAAAACUACUACAUAAACACUGCAGCCUCGCUCUUUGCCUUCAUCACCUCCCUGCUCUACAUCCUCCAUGCCUUCAGCAUCUAUUACCACUGAAGAAGCAGGGAGCUGGGCCGACGUGGGAAACGCUCUUUUAAAGCCUAGAGUAUCAGCUCCCAAAAGUGGGUUUCAACAUUUGCCAUCUGGCUGAUAAACAGAAGCUCAGCGAUGACAUCACUGGAUCAACAGACCAUCUUUUCAGAACGAGUGAUGAAAUCACAUGCUGGCAGAUCUGUUUGGACAUUUUAAUUCAUUGUGAUGAAUAUGAAAAAGCUGGGAGGAGGGCUUUGUUGUUUUGUUUUGUUUUGUUUUGUUUUGCCUGGGAAAGUAACUGUCUCUUGGAAUUAUCUGACAAUGAACCUCGCUCUUCUAGAAAACUAACAUCUAUAAGCCCUCACUACUGAAUGUUCCAGGUCUACCAUCAUCAGGCCUGUUUGGGGAUUCUGCCUCAGCAACGAGAUUCCCCACAGCAGGUCUAUGGGAACCUUCAUAAUUUUCUUAAGAAAUGGUGCUGUCAACGCCUUCAGAGCUGAAGACCCACAGACCUCGUUCCUGUCCCGUGGUCCUGUCCCUGCUUCUCAGCGGCGGUCCAAACCCGCUGCCCGACCCCCAUUCACAUCCCCUCCCCUUUCCUCCCCAGCUUUGGGAGCCAAGGGAAAUCUGUGUAAAAUCAGCUUUGAGGGUAGAUAAUAAGCGAUUGGCUCUACAAAAUUUUUACACAGCAAGACCUGGGGGAGGGGAGGAGGGGUGGGGGAGGGAAGGGUGUAACCCGCUUCUCUGUAACUGUAAGUCAGGCCGCUCUGCUCAGAGAACUGCAAGGCUGCAGGACGCCUGGGUCAGGCCUCCAGACCCCACCCCCUAAGGACUGGGAGUCACCCUAUCCCUCAGAAAAGACCAUCAAGGAAGCCGGCAGGACGUUACAUGCCAGGAUUCUCCUCUGGGCUCCUGUCACACGUGGGACAUCGAUGAGGCCAGAAAGGACCCAUCCCAGGGUUCCUACUGUUUCCCAUGCAUCCCCGAGUGGUCCAUCUGGGAGGGGCCUGGAACCACCCAGCCAGCCUCCUGCAGUGAAGGGCUCCCAGGGGCCAGGACAUGCAAAUGCAUUUGCACUUUGGGGCCAUUCUCAAAGAAAAGGCACAGAGAAAUGUAAAAUCGAGGUGCUGGAUUCCCAAGUAAAUGUUUUUCAAAAGUAGGCUGUGCCGUCUGGCGUUUCUGUCCCCGUGCUGGGGUUCCAGCUGCUUGGCCUCAAUCUCUAACGCUGAGUCAGGGCUCAGCCCCUUAACUGCAUGGGCCCGACGCCGUUUUGAAAUGAAAUAAAUUAUUAUGUGGAAGGGA
This is a messenger RNA of Eubalaena glacialis (North Atlantic right whale), 1833 nucleotides long. RefSeq names its product mal, T cell differentiation protein like (gene MALL). Gene Ontology annotation, biological process: myelination. Bases 97 to 555 code for a protein of 152 amino acids. Lineage: Eukaryota; Metazoa; Chordata; Mammalia; Artiodactyla; Balaenidae. The transcript is spliced from 4 exons. Gene Ontology annotation, molecular function: structural constituent of myelin sheath. The record is from RefSeq and is a predicted model, not a curated record. Gene Ontology annotation, cellular component: membrane.